AUGAAAACGCUGCCGGAGCUGAGUGCAGAUCUUAGCUCUGGUGAAGUCACCUCGGCCGCGUUGGUUGGGGCGUAUCUCGAGCGAAUUGAACAAGUGGACCGGUCUGGCCCUGCGCUGCAAAGCGUUCUAAUUGUCAAUCCACACGCACUUCGUGAGGCUCGCCUGCUAGAUGCCAAGCGCAACAAAGGGUACGAGUUGGGGCCUUUGCAUGGAAUCCCGAUCUUGCUCAAAGACAACAUCGAAUCGAGCGAUCAAAUGGCAACAACGGCCGGUUCGACCGCGCUGGCCCAGAACGUGACCGGACGUGACUCGCCUCUGGUCGCCGGGUUACGCGCAGCCGGUGUGGUGAUACUGGGCAAGACCAACCUGUCGCAAUGGGCUAACUUCAGGUCAGAGCGAUCCAUCAGCGGGUGGUCUUCCAUGGGUGGUCAGGUAAGAAACCCUCACAUGCUUGAUCGAAGCCCUUGUGGCUCUAGCUCAGGGUCUGCUGUUGCGGUGGCCGCAUCAUUGACCGCCGGGGCAGUCGCAAUUCAUCGUACCGAUCAGUUCUUCGCAAGACACGGCCGGGCCGAUGACAAAAACAGUCGCUGGUGCCGCGCUGAUGUUAGAUGCGAUGGUUACCACGGUGCCGGAGACAAGCUACGUAGGUCAACUCGACGACUCGAUCCUCGAUGGCGCCCGCGUCGGUGUUUGCGCUUCGCUGAGGGGUCUAAUCCAGAUAUUGUGGCCCGCUUUAACGAAGCGCUUGCGGUGUUGGCAACCGCUGGCGCAGAAUUGGUGGAGAUAGAGCAGUUCGCGGGGCGCGAUUCCACUUUCUACGACAGUUCGUAUGAGGUACUGAAAUAUGAGUUCAAGGCGACUCUUAACGACUAUCUCGCCAGUUUGCCUAUCAAUGUCAAGUCGCGCUCGCUGAACGAUCUGAUCGCUUUCAACCAGCGCCACCGCGAGCGCGAACUGGUUCUGUUCGAUCAAAGUAUCUUUGUUGAGUCUGCAGCCUACCCGCCGCUGACAGAUGAUACGUAUCUGGCUGCGCUGGCAAGCGUUCGACAAACCACCAGAGACAACGGCAUCGAUGCAUUACUGAAACGGCACCGGGCGCAGGUGUUGGUGUCGCCAUCGGGGCCGGUCGCCAGUCGGGUUGACCCCAUUAACGGUGACGUCUGGCCUGACUGGGCUGGGGCUGGAGGGAUUGCUGCGGUGGCUGGCUAUCCGCACUUAAGCGUUCCCAUGGGUAGUGUUCACGGCGUGCCGCUGGGGCUUUCGUUCUUUGCCGGCGCCAAUGAUGAUGCCGCAGUGUUGUCGUUUGGCUAUGCGUUUGAGCAACGCACGCAACAUAGAGUUGAGCCCCGAUACCUUGUGAUGCCGAACAGGCUGAAGAGCUACGCAAGGCGAUGA
Molecule: messenger RNA, 1395 nt
Organism: Nerophis lumbriciformis (worm pipefish)
Lineage: Eukaryota; Metazoa; Chordata; Actinopteri; Syngnathiformes; Syngnathidae
Source: RefSeq, a predicted model, not a curated record